Messenger RNA from Triplophysa rosa, 3542 nucleotides. It is a transcript of the gene cpap, whose product is annotated as centromere protein J. The record is from RefSeq and is a predicted model, not a curated record. The coding region runs from base 136 to 3435 and encodes 1099 amino acids. Gene Ontology annotation, molecular function: tubulin binding. The transcript is spliced from 15 exons. Lineage: Eukaryota; Metazoa; Chordata; Actinopteri; Cypriniformes; Nemacheilidae. Gene Ontology annotation, cellular component: centriole; centrosome; nucleus. Gene Ontology annotation, biological process: centriole elongation; cilium assembly.
CCGUCUCGCGGGCUUUGCUUUGUUAUGGCGGUAUCUUUCGAAACUUAUCGAAAUUCAGACGUCAACUGCUGAAAUCUUUAAAUACCCACAUCGGCAACCCAAGCCAAGGGCUUUCGCCGGGACUUCAUCGCCAUCAUGUCAUCUCCAGCUGGUCUCCAGCAAGGCCAGUUUCACUUCCUCUCUCAGUGGAUGCCGGACAGCUCCCGGGCUGGAGUGAUAUUACAUGGGUCGCCUGGAGUAGUGUUAUCUGGGUCCGUCCGGAGCAGCGGCAGUUCAGUGAUGCGGGAUCCAGACGACUCAUUCAUCUGCCAUUUCGCCCCCCUGCCCGUCUCCCAGAGCAGCAGCUGCACCAGUGUGGACAUGUGCAGUCCUGCUGAACGUGCAACCGAGCAGUUUGAUGCAUCUUUGAGCUGUGACAUGCAAAGCAUUCAAGACAUGAUAAGAAACACACGGGAUCUACCUUUAAUAGCAAAGCUUGAACAGUUGAAGCAAGUGCAACAUCGCAUGCAGGAGCAGCUCAAAGCCCACCAGCAGGAACAGCAGGUUAGAUUACAACAAGAGCAAAUACUUCUGGGAACAGAACAGACUACUGCAGAGAGCAGUAUGCGGAACCAGGAACAAAGUCUGGCAGAACUGAACACUGAACGUGAUGACAAUGAUCAUGAAGACUCACUUCAAUCCAUGACUGAGGAUCAAACUGUGUUCAGAAACGAGUGUGAUCCAGAGCCACAGGACAGACCUAUCAGAUCAGGUUUUGUCGGGAGGACAUUUGAGGAGAUGCUGGAGGAGCAGAUUAAAAUGGAGGACCAGAGACGUGUGAAAAAGAAUGCUCCAGCUGAAACUGUAGAAGUAAAGAGACCUUUUCUAAAACGAGGAGAGGGUCUGGCCCGGUUUACCAAAGGAAAAGCUGCUGCACUGCCACACAGAAAAAAUCAACCCAAGCCCUCAUGCCCAAAUCCCAAAGUGUCCCAAGAUCCAGUCACGAGGUCCAACAAAAACCUAGUUAUUAACAAACCCGAAGGCUUAAAAUCCACACAUCCUGUGAUCCAACGCAAGACUGCUGUGCUCAACAAAGAAAACCUUCCUCAGAACAAGACCACAGCAGGGGUCACCAAAACAACCGUUCGCCCUCACGUCCUUGGUGCACACCAGGGUCAAAAUGUGAGCUCCAUCUCAACUCAUGUCCAAAGAGACAGAAAAUCUGAUCCUUCCUCUAAACAAAAAAGCAACGGUGUCACUAAAACAGAUGCUAACAUAGGCACGGUUGGGGAAAGUAACGUUUGCAUUGCGGAAAACUCCUUUGACGUGUGGUUCGCAGAACGUCGGGAAAAUUGGGAGCAGGACCACCAACGUGAACGCGUUGAACUCGGGGAGUUUGAGUUGCUCGAGCGAGCUGCAGAUGAAAUCUCCUUCUCCAGCAACUCUUCCUUCAUCAGCACCCUCCUUCAAAGAGACCGCAGGCGUCUUUCCUCAACACCUAUUAAAUCUUCAAAUCAAUCUACGUCAGGCGUCGGAAUUGCUCGUGUUCCUGGGGUGGGUCAUACUGCACCAGUCUCUCCUUCAAACAAUGUAAUAACAAGAGACGGUGAAAAAGAACUGAUGAGAGAGUUCUCUGAAGUGGAAGCCGAUGCUAAAGACAAAGAGUUGCAAGCCUUUUCCAUUACAUCCAAUCCACCCAUAAGCCACUGCUUUCGAGUGCCCGCUCUGCCUUAUGAUAAACGCACCUAUCAGGAUAGAGAUGGAGCCAGCAGUCCAGAGGUCGAUGAUAGAAGUUCCUGUAACAAUGAAGAUUCCACUCUCAUAGACUCAAGAGGCCAGUUAGAGUUUGAUGACGAUGAUACCUGGAACGAACCUGAGGAUGAGUCAAGUUGUCCUGUGCAGGAAUCUCUGUCAGAGAGGACGCUGAAAAGAAAAGUUGCCUUCUCUAAAGGGGCAAAGCCAGUGAGUGUUAGUCCAGAUGUUGAAAAUGAGAACAAAGCUCCUCCCACAUGCCCGUUGGUUUCAAAGAUGUUUCCAGCGCUGAAGCCAAAUGCCUCUCCUCCAGUGAUGGUACAAGCACCACAGAACAUCAACACCGAAGGGGCAGCUCAGUCCAGCCUGCUUCGUGAGCGCUUGGUGGAGCUGGAAACCGAAAUCGAGAGGUUCAAACGUGAGAAUGCAGCACUGACCAAACUGAAGCAGGAGAACCAGGAAGAAAGAGAAAAUCUCAGGAAAGAGAGCGGCCAGUUUGAAAAGAAGAGAACAGAGGAGAUUGCAAAGUGGGAGGAGUUUAAAAGGGAGGAGAACAAGAAACUGCUACGUGAAAGGAAGCUUUUCGAAAAACACGCAGCAGCUGUUAGAGCAAGACCUGACAAACAAGAACGAGAUGAGAUCCAGGCUCUGAAGCAGCAGGUGAAUGUGCUGCAGGAGGAUUUACGCAAGCGAGAGACUCGGUGGAGCAACACGCAGAAUCGUCUCCGGCAGCAGGUGGACGCCUUUAGUUCCGAGAACGCAUCUCUCAGAGACCAGGUGCGAAUGCUGGAGAAACUGCGACUCAGUGCGUGGAAGAAUGCUGAGAAUGAAAGAGAGAAGGAAAAAGGACGGUCUGGUGUGUCAAACGGUAAAAGCGGUGCUGGAUCCAAAUGCACAGAUUUUAAAAGUUCAUCCCAGGGCUCAAAAAGCAACACCAGCAGGAAGGGAAGUCCAGAAACACAGAGCCCUCCCACAAGCUCGGCUUCUUACUCUGAGCCAACAAAAGAGAGUAUUAGCUUCAAAGAUGACCACAGUCCAGCGGGAGGAUCUGACAGACUGGUUACAACUGAAAGGAACAAUGAUGCUUUGCUGAUUGACUCUAGCCCCAACACUGCUAGACACACAAAGCAGAAACAGGAAGAGAUCACACAUUCAGACAGCAAGAUAGAGAAAGUGCUUCCUGAUGGCAGCCGACUCAUCGUUUUCCCAAACGGCACGAGAAAAGAGCUCUCCGCAGACGGACAGACUGUCAAAGUCAUGUUUUUCAAUGGAGAUGUAAAACAUACAAUGCCUGAUCAAAGAGUGCUUUAUUACUAUGCAGAAGCUCAGACCACACACAUCACAUACCCUGAUGGUAUGGAAGUACUUCAGUUUCCUAACAGUCAAACAGAGAAACACUUUCCAGAUGGUCGUAAGGAAAUCACUUUUCCUGAUCAGACUGUUAAGAAUCUUUAUCCUGAUGGUAGGGAGGAAAGUGUGCUCACAGAUGGGACAAUAAUACAACUGAACCUAGACGGCAGUAAGGUGAUCCAGUUUAACACAGGUCAGCAGGAAAUUCACACUGCAGAUUUUAAGAGGCGCGAGUAUCCGGACGGCACAAUAAAAACCAUUUACUCGGAUGGACGGCAAGAGACACAAUACCCAACAGGUCGUGUGCGCUUAAAGGAUGCUCAGGGUCAUAUUAUCAUGGACACUAAGGCUUAAAUGGCCAACAAGUGGACUUGAAUGAACUUAUUGUAUGAAAGAAAAUGUGUGCUAUGUAAAUGUGUGAAUUAUUUAUUGUGAAUGUGAUUUUUGUGAAAAUAAAUCUU